Messenger RNA from Metarhizium brunneum ARSEF 3297, 1857 nucleotides. RefSeq lists its product as uncharacterized. Gene Ontology annotation, cellular component: rDNA heterochromatin; mating-type region heterochromatin; SHREC complex. Lineage: Eukaryota; Fungi; Ascomycota; Sordariomycetes; Hypocreales; Clavicipitaceae. The record is from RefSeq and is a predicted model, not a curated record. Gene Ontology annotation, biological process: silent mating-type cassette heterochromatin formation.
AUGGCAGCAGACACCAAAGACUUUGACGUCGUCCGCAUCGCUCGCAGCGACGGCGCAGACACAGGCCCGGGAUAUUGGCCCUCUACGAAUACGGCCCCCAAAAGGACUGGAAAAGAUGUAGCGGCGGCGGCAGUUGAAAAGACGCCCCGUGUGAAACCACAAAUGACACGGCUGGCCGAAGACGAUCCCCGGUUCAUCGAGUGGCGCAUCAAGCUGGGGAUUCUGCUCAAGCAGGAACUCUCACCAAAUCCCGACGAAGGAAACCCGUGGUACGUACAGUUUCCCAGGGGAUACUGGCUGUAUGAAAAGUCCAAACAUCUCUGGGUGUCAGGCUAUCCCAUCAAAACCAAGCUCUACAAGAGCCCGCAGGAAUUCGGCGUCCACCUCAUCUGGCUACUUUCUGCGUCCAGAGACUACAAGGACUGCUGCUGCGUACACUGUAAUCUCCCCAAUCCUGCGAAGCUUGCGGCGUCGGUGGAAGAAACACUCAUCAUCACACCCGGUGAGACGCCUAUCCCCGUAUCAGCAGCUACGGCGUCUGGCACCGGAGUCAAGUCCUCGUCCAAUACACCAAUGCCGGCUCCUGUCUCAGCUGCCGCGCAAAGAGUCACUCCCGUUCCGUUGCCUGCAAUCCCAGGACAGCCUGGGCGGACUCCUCCCACCACGUCCGCAACACCAGCUACCAAACCGCCAACUUCGAAAUCUACAUCAACCAAGUCCACGAAUCAUUUAAUAGUAGCUAUACCCUCCCGGUCAAACUCCAACACACCACAGCCAACACCGCAACAACAGCAACAACAGCAACAACCUGUACCAAAACCAACACCACCACCGUCACAACAACAACAACAACCUCAACCGGUCCGCUGGUCCCUCUCAGGCUCGCUCCUUUUCCGCGCCGGCGAACUAACAUGGUACCAAAACGGCAACACCUGGCGUCUCGGCAUCGUUGCCUCACCCAGUCCCAACCCAUCCUCCCCAACCCACACCAUGCUGCCUCUCGGCCACGCCCUCGUUCCCCAACAAACCGUCACAAAACCCCAGUCCGACCUCCGCCCCUUCCACGCCUUCUCCGUCCCGCCCGUUGCCGUCGCAGAACUCAAAGACAAGCCAUUCGACCAGAUUCCCUGGGACGCCCUCUUCCACUCGGCGGCAAACGAGCCCCCCAAACGAGAACUCCUCGCCCUUGACGCCUCCAAACUUGCCGCCUCCCGCAUUGACGCCUCCUAUUCCCUCUGGUGUCCCCUCUCCGACGACCCCAACGCCGACACCCUCCCCUACUAUGGCUGCUUCUUCGGCGCCGAACGAAUCGAAAUAGGCGACUGCCUGCGCAUCAAGCCCGUUCCGUCAGAGCCCUCCGUGGGUGACGCGUCCAUCAUGGGCCUUCGGUACAUAUUCACCAAAAAGGAAUACCCGGGCGCCGUCUUCUUCCGCGGAAACGUGUACCGGCUGGCCAAACCCGACUCGCCCCCGGCAAGCGUCGUUCCAGAGGACCAGCUCCCCGUUGCCUUGAGGGACGAGACAUCGUGGCGUAAUCAGCUUAACCCCGCCAACCCGCGGCGCUGGGUGCUGGUAAAGGAGAAUCUCACGCUAAACGAGCAGCUCGUCAAGGGACGCUUUUACCCUUCUCAUCGGCUGAUGCCUAUUCUGAACCCUGCGGGCUUCAAUGCGGCCCUUGCGCAGGGAAAGGUGGAUGAGCAGGUGCCGUACUUGAAUAACCGGAUGGACGGAGGCGUCGGCGGCCACAUAGGCAGAAAGGCGAAUAGGAUGGACAGUCUGGGCGCUUCUGUGCCCCAGGGAUCUAUGAUAUCGCUGGAGCCUCUUAUCAAGGAAGAUGGGCUGCGGGUACAGGGGUAG